AUGAAGAAUAAGAGAAGACUGAACGAAUUAAGUGUUAGGCUUAAAUUUGGGUUCUUUUUCAAUGGGUAUACAGCUUCGUGCUACUAUUGGGAAUUCAUUAUUUUGUAUCGAAAAUUAUUGAUUAUCUGCUGCUCAGUAUUUCUGGCUAAUAUUUCAGUCAGUAUUCAAGCGCUUACAGUAGCGAUCGUACUUGCAACCAGCCUUCAUCUGCAGUACAGGUAUAGUCUAAGCUCUUUUUUAGCUCAGCUACAUCCGAUGCUUUCUUUUGGCUCAGAAUUGGCUUGAUUACUUUUUGACUGCAAACCAAAUAUCUAUCAGUAA
Messenger RNA from Blepharisma stoltei, 321 nucleotides. NCBI's taxonomy places the organism in Eukaryota, Ciliophora, Heterotrichea, Heterotrichida, Blepharismidae. The record is from the annotation of a GenBank genome assembly.